Hydractinia symbiolongicarpus is the source of this 1637-nucleotide messenger RNA. RefSeq names its product dnaJ homolog subfamily C member 4-like. The transcript has 9 exons. NCBI's taxonomy places the organism in Eukaryota, Metazoa, Cnidaria, Hydrozoa, Anthoathecata, Hydractiniidae. The record is from RefSeq and is a predicted model, not a curated record. Bases 231 to 950 code for a protein of 239 amino acids.
CAGAAAAGAACCACUGUGUUAAUUUGAAACCGUAUCCUUUAUUUUUUUUAAAACAGAAUUUUACUAAAGUAGAAUUCCAUUAGCCUAUAGUAGGGAGAAAAAUUAUGAAGUGAUUUUUUACUGUAGCAUUGGUUCUGGUAGAUGAACAACGAUUUGACUAAAGAUUAAUGUAGUUCUGAUGAUACUGUUUUUGUGCAUAUUUACAUAGUGGCGGAUUUAGGGGAAAAUCCAUGGCAUUUAUCUAUAGACAUUUUCCACACAAAAUGAUAUUCCAGUCAGUGUGUAGAUUCACCCAGAGAAAGUUAUCAAGAUAUAGCUUAGUUAAUCAGAAGAAUUUAUCAUGUCACUAUGAUAUCCUUGGCUUACAUAAAUCUGCUUCAAAAAAAGAUAUCCGUGAGGCGUACUUAAAGAAAACCAAGCAGUAUCAUCCUGAUAAAGAUCCUAGUGAUGACAGCCUCCAUGAAAAGUUUGUUGAGGUAACACAAGCAUAUGAAAUCUUAGGAGAUCAGCAUUUAAAAAACAUUUAUGAUGGCAUCAGUCAUCCUAAUAUUGUUUACCAACAAAGAACUCGAAGAAAUUCAACAAGCGGUACCAAUCCCUUUGGUACCUAUGAAGACCCUGGGAGUGAGUGGCACUGGGAUGAAGGGACACGAAGAAAAGCAUACGAUGAAUUCUAUAAAACAUACAAAGAUUACCACAAAGAUUUACAAAAGAAUUAUGAAGAACGGCGAUCUAAGAAUAUACUUUUGCUGUCUUUUCUAUUUCUUCUUAUGGUGGCAAUUGGUGCCUUUAACUUCGCACGAAUAAUGUUGUAUCACAACGAAUUUCAAAAGCACAUGGAUAAAAGAACAGCGGAAAAUGCAGCCUUUCUCAAGGAUAGCCGGACAGGAUAUAAAUCUUUUGUUGCAAAAGUGACGUCUGAAAAAUCGAGUGAAGACAGUCCUUCGUGAGAUCUCUUGGAUAGAUGAUAAACACUAUCCACAUUGAAGGCUGUGCGCAUAGACCUCGCGAUGGUGAAUCGAUAUGGGACAAGUGAUGAAACGAUGUGACGAAUUUCGAGUCUCAACUAGGAGGUCUUCUGUUUCAUAAAAUUUUUCUACAUAUGACUUUAACCCAGCGAUGAAACAACGGGGAUAGUUAGCGUUACCUCUGAAUAAUAUAUUGUUUCUUUCUUGCCUUAUACUAUGUUAUAAUUAUUAUUUCUAUAUAAUAAUUCAUACUAAAUGCUUUAAUUUCUAUGAAAAAAAUAUACAAACAUUUUUUUCUUCACAAAAAAGUGUUAAAAAUGUUGUCUAAUAAGACUAUUUAUGUGCAAUAAGAUAUGGUACUGCACAUGCGUCAAUUUUUUUUAAAAAAGUUUUUUUGUGUGGACUGAAGUUUGUAAAAUAUUUAUUUAACAGCACGCAUAUCUCAAGGAUAGAAAUAUUUACUGGAAAUUUUGAUCCCUGUUCGCAAAAUUAAGCUCCGCAAAAUCACACUUUUCUUGACCCCAUUGCAAGAAUAAGUCCUCCAAUUGUUUUUUAAAAAACUUUUCAAUUGAAACAACACUGGAAGACAAUGAGUAAGCCGAUAAUCUUUUAACAAUGUAUUGCAACUGACAUUUGGUCUUUGUAUUAUGUUGCGCAGAACCAAUCACU